CGCCCGAGAGAAAACGAACGUUCGACUCGAGGCACUUUCCCCGCACUAGCCGCGUUUAAAUUUUAAAUUUUCAUAAAUAGAACUGAACUUUAUGGUGCAAUUCAAAAUAAUAGCGCACUUCCGCAUCAAUUUAGUGUUUUAUUGAUUUCUGUUUUUGUGUUGUCGAUCAGUUAUUAAAACCUGUUAGUUGUGAAAAUGUGAUCGAUUUUUUUUAACAGUAUUGUGUAAUCGUUAAGACAAUGUGAAAGUGAAAUCCGUGGUUUUAAGAAAGAUUGCACCUGCAUGAAGCGCUACCAUGAACCCGUUUGUAAAACAGCUGUUCGUGGUGAGCGGGGCAGCGCUGAACAUAGCGGGGCACGGCUGCGCACACGGCUUCCCAGCUGUGCUGUUCGCGCAGCUCGCUGUGAGCAAGGAGGUGGUGCUAACUGACCAUGAUACAUCUUGGAUAGCAUCCGUCCUCGGCGCCAUGGGGAUCGUCGGCAACUUCAUCUCUCCAGUCCUGAUGACCCGCUUCGGCCGCCAAAGAGCACACCUCAUCUCCACCGUCCCAGCUCUCUUGGGAUGGAUCUUCUUUUUCCUGGGAAACUCUGUCCCGCUCUUCAUUAUAGCCAGGCUAUUACACGGCAUGGCCCUCGGACUCAGAACUCCUCUAGCCGCCAUAUUAGUCGCUGAAUACACCGAUCCCAAAUACCGAGGAGCAUUUCUUGGGACCUUCGCCAUUUCUUUAGGAUUAGGAAUAUUUUUGUCACAUGUUUGGGGAGCACAUUUAACAUGGCGAGCGACCGCUGGAGUCUGCGCUUUGUUCCCACUAAUAUCCAUGGUAAUUAUAAGCCUAUCACCGGAAUCUGCCAGUUGGUUAGUGUCCAAGGGAAAAUUUGAAGAAGCUAAGAAGGCCUUCAGAUGGGUAAGAGGCGAAGGCGAGGUACAAAACGCGGAAUUGGAAGCCAUGAUCACGGCCCAAAAGGAAGAAAUGAAAGCAGAAAUCCAGAGGAAGGACGCAAAGAAGUUCACAUGCAACGGCAUGUUCAAAGCAGUCGUUGAUGGCAUCAAAGAUGCCUUGAGGAUAUUCAAAAGGAAGGAGUUUUAUAAGCCGGCUUUUAUUGCUAUUAGUAUGCUGGUGGUCUUCGAGUUCGGUGGAGCACACAUGUUUGCUGCCUACGGGAACAUAAUACUCUGUGCUGUUCUCGACAAGAAGAACGUCGAAGACGUGGCUUGGCAGUUCCAACUGAUGGACCUUCUGAGGACAGUUUGCGCAUUGGCUGCCAUAUUUCUGCUCAAAUUCUUCAAACGAAGGACCAUUCUGUUCACAAGCGGUGCUCUGACUGUGCUGUCACUAUCGUCUAUUUCUGUUUUUAUUUACAUGAGAAAGGCGGGUCUUAUCUUAUCGCCAUGGGUUUUAGACACAGUUCCAUUAAUAUUAAUGAUAGUGUAUGUUGUAGUUUUUUGUUUAGGUUUAGUCCCGUUGAACUGGGUGAUAUGUGGCGAAGUGUUUCCUUUAGCGUACAGAAGUUUAGGAUCAACGUUGUCCACGUUGUUUUUAACGCCAUCGUUCAUGAUAUCUAUGAAGACUGCUCCUCAUUUGUUUUCUUCUGUGGGUGUAGAAGGAGCCUUUCUAGUGUACUCAGCUACCUUAAUUGUAUUCCUAUUAGUAAUUUACGCGUUAUUACCAGAAACUAAAGAUAGAACGUUACAAGAAAUAGAAGACAGUUUCAAAGGCAAAAAGAAAGUUGAUCAAGAAGUACAAAUGACGUUAAUUAAUAAAGAGGAUAUUGUAGUUAUGAAAUGAUAAUAAAGUGUAGAUACUCAUAACAAUUUUAUAUUUAGUAUAACAUUUAACAUUAUUCUGUGAUAGAUAGGUACAAUAAUAAUUAUACAUAAUAUAGGUGGGUAAUUAGACACAUAUUAUUUUCAAGUAAUAGACAAUAACACUAAUACUUUGUAAGACUAGUCUUCAAUGACUUUUAC
Molecule: messenger RNA, 1965 nt
Organism: Ostrinia furnacalis (Asian corn borer)
Lineage: Eukaryota; Metazoa; Arthropoda; Insecta; Lepidoptera; Crambidae
Product: facilitated trehalose transporter Tret1
Exons: 4
Coding region: 296-1786 (496 amino acids)
Biological process (GO): transmembrane transport
Cellular component (GO): membrane
Molecular function (GO): transmembrane transporter activity
Source: RefSeq, a predicted model, not a curated record